Messenger RNA from Bombyx mandarina (wild silkworm), 4823 nucleotides. RefSeq names its product zinc finger protein chinmo. Gene Ontology annotation, cellular component: nucleus. Gene Ontology annotation, molecular function: protein binding. NCBI's taxonomy places the organism in Eukaryota, Metazoa, Arthropoda, Insecta, Lepidoptera, Bombycidae. The record is from RefSeq and is a predicted model, not a curated record. Gene Ontology annotation, biological process: regulation of transcription by RNA polymerase II.
UAAAUUAUGUACCAUUAUAACAAAUCUAACUAAAAUGUAUUAUCGUAUGUUUGUUUACAAUAAUUUAUACUAAUAAUAAAAGUAUGAAAGUUUUUAUGUUUGUUGUCGACUCAGUAACAAUGGUUGAUAGUAUUUUGUUGAAGAUAGUUUAUUAUCUAUAAUAUUGAAACUAAAAAUUUAAUUAAAGAAAUAGAUAAUUUAAAAGAGUAAGUUCUAAAUGUCAGUUUAUUAUACAGUCAUUAGUAAAUUACUUUUAAUUGGUUUAUAAUCAUAAUGCAUUAGUGUACCUUUACUGGUUCUUGAGUUUACAUAGCAAUGGAUCUAUGAUUUAAAUUGAUCUUUGAUGCACCCGACAGUGAUCCAAGCUACUUUUUAUACCGCAAAAAUAAAUCUAAAUUAGAAAUUGUACACAUACCCCCGUGCAUUGUUAUAAAAGUAAAACAAUAACAUUAACAGCAUUUUAUAAUGACAUGAUACAGUCAAGAUUGUAUAAAUUCAGCGCAUAUAUUUACGUUUUAAUUCGUAAAUGGGAUUAGCUUCUUCCGAAGGCAUUUUUGGCGUACCGAAUGAAUAUACGUAGUAGAAAAAUAAAUCACCUUAUUUUGUGUUCAUUAUGGAAAUUGUUAAAUUGAAAUCAAAGACUAAUUAGCUUUAACAUAGAACAUUUUACUAUUACACUUUAUUACUUUAUAUACUACAUUUUAUUAAUUAGCUUGACUUGAAAAUUUUACUGGCCAAUUAUUCGUUGUUUUUGCACAUAAGUACUUCUUAGUGAGGCACUAGAAACUUACACGUGCCGCAUUAAAUUUAAUAUUUUGCAUAAUGUUUUACGUUCAGCAUUAGCGGCUGUUUGAUGUCACAAACUUGAAACUGGAACGCGUCCAAUAAAAUACGACUUAUCUAUUGAAAUUACGAAAACCAUUGAAUUAAUCCAAAAGCAUUUCGUACAUUGACUUUUGGCGCUCAAUACAAGUUCAUUAGAUAAUAAUAUUGAAGUCAUUAACCGUGGUGAAACAGAAGUAUUUGUUAGAACUUGUAUUUGCGCAUUCAAAAAUGUUCUAUUGCAUUGUUAACGAGUCGCAGGUGAAUGUAGCGCGCUGUAUAUGCGAAGUAGGUGCGUGCCACGGCGUGUGCAGAAUCGGCUGCAUCACGAGGGCCCGCGAGGGGCACCACCGCUCUAGCCGUCUUUUUUCAUUUUCCGUGCGUCUUUUUUUGGCAUCGCGCGUUAACCUUGGCUGUUAUUUUUUUUUUUUUUUCAUAGCGAAACACAGUGCACGUACGCGCACAAGUUUUGGAUAGUCGUAGAGCGUCCCCCACUCGACGCGUCCGAAUUUUCUGCAUUCGGACGGCGCGAAGAGUUUUCGGCGGUCGCAUUCGCGAGCGAGGCUCCCCGCGGCUAGGAGCGAACGCGUACGGCCCUACACACACGCGCGUCGCGAGCGCUGCAACAUGCGGAAGUAAUCACACCGACCCUAACUAACUAAGCCUGUGUGCCUCGAGUGUUGUGAGCUGAUUGACGGACACCAAGUGAUACAAACUAUGAUAGUUGUGAACGGCUCAUUAGAGCUCUGAUGGUUUAAAUAUAUAACGAUACGAGGACUGUGGAAUUAGCGAAAUGGAAUCGAGGGCAGGCAUUCGAGGCGGCCCGGGCAUGGACUCGCAGCAGCAACAGUACUGCCUAAAAUGGAACAGCUUCGGUUCGAACCUCGCCACGUCAUUCGCGAACCUCUGGAAUUCGGAGAGUCUCGCCGAUGUCACGCUCUACUGCGAAGGUCGCCAAUUCAAAGCGCAUAAGGUGAUACUGGCCGCGUGCAGUAAACAUUUUCAAGAGCUAUUCGACACGGCGCCACCUAGCCAUGCGGGCGCUUGUUAUGUCAUUUUGGAGGCUACCACUGCCGACAACAUGCAGGCCCUCCUCGAAUUCAUGUACAAGGGCGAGGUACACGUCAGCCAGGAUGCCCUUUCAAGCUUUCUUAAAAGCGGCGAGAAUUUACAGGUCAAGGGUCUGUCUAUGGAAAUGUCCCAGGAUGCUUGGGUAAAACAACAAACACAGCAAUCAUCUGGAGAACGUCACCAAACACGUAUAAAGACAAGUCCGGUAUCAGGGUCGGGGAAUUGUGAGGUCCAAGAGUCUACCCCUCUGCAACCCCACAAUACCACUUUCGCUCCAAUUAUGCCCCAAUAUGGACUGCCCAUCCAUAGCGGUGGAAACAUAGGGCGAUUUGCGCCCUCCGGCCACCACUUGCCAAUACACCCGUCUCACCGCCGACCAGCGCCUCCAAAGUCCUCUCCAUGCCAGAGUCCGAUCACAAGGAAUUACAGGCAAAGUUCUUCAUCAUCGCACUGCGGGAGUGUCGCCGACGAGCCGGACACCCGUUCAUCGCCUGGAGCUAGUGCUAGAUAUGAGGAGAACCCCCCAGACUGCACAUCGACCCACGGCAAUCCGGUUAAGAACAACGGCUACGAACGCAGUGCAUCCGCUAACGACGAAAUAAUGGAACGCUUGCCAAACGACCAGGGUGCUGAAGAUUUACGGGUUAAAAAUGAUAAUGAUUACCACCCAAGUGGGGGGUACAACAAUUCGCCGCCACCGGCGCCGUCCAUUACCGGCACCAACUACCAUGAGAAGCCGAUAGAGACUUCGGUGCCACCCAAACAAAGCCCCGACAUUUGGCCAACGAAAAUUAUAACCAGCAAAUCUGGAGGAAUCGCUACUGCUGACGGAAAGAAACUGAAAUGCCCAUAUUGCGAGAGACUAUACGGAUACGAGACAAAUCUACGGGCCCACAUCAGGCAGCGGCAUCAGGGCAUCAGGGUGCCGUGUCCGCACUGCUCGCGCACAUUCACGCGCAACAACACCGUGCGGCGCCACAUCGCGCGCGAGCACCGCCACCAGGUCACGCCGCACAUCUCCCAAGGACCACUACCGAACCACACGCAGUAAGAUCGAUCGCGAACAUGCUAAACUCUCAAACUUGUAACCGAACUACCUCUGUACUUUCCGGCCAGCGAGGGCGACCGUAAAUCUACCUCUUUAAUGUUAAAUGUAUCCAGUGGAGUAUAAUUUUUUGACGUUUAAUUUUAUAGACUGCGCUUGUGGAUGUCCUUAUGUCCCUGGUCGCCCUCGCCGGGCCGCGAACGGUACGUAACAAACGUACAAUAAAUUACCUCGUCGAUGCAUAUUAUAAAAAAACAGUAUCUACCUCAAAAUUUUAUCUUAAGAUUUUAAGGUUUGAAUUGUGCGAUAAUUGUUACUUAAUUUAAUGUUCAGGUGUGACUACGAAUGGUUGCUCAGUACUCGUAUCUGUCUGGUACCGUGUUUUAAAAAUAUUGUACCCCGUGUAAUAGCGCCCGCAUCACUUUUAUGUACCUUAAUUAUGCAAUUUAUAGUAAUAUGUCCAGUUGACUGUGAGAUAAAAGUUACCUUUAUAUUCGUUUUAUUUUGUGCUCUCGGUCUAGUUAUCACGUACCUUAUUUCAAUACCCAGAACUAGGGAAUCUUAGAUAUGUUGUUGAGACUGAUGGUCAUAGGCUAAGUGUGUGUAAAUAAUAGGAGAAUGUUGUAAUCGCCUUGGCCUAGGUUGAGACAUUUGUUACUGCACCCUGUGGCAAAACUACCUCUUUAUAUUGAAUACAUUAUUUUUUUCUUAUAGUUUUUAUUGAAUACAUUCUAAUGCUUUGUGCUCAUAAUGACAAUAGUCUAGAUAUUUUAAGUUUACACAUAAAAUAUAUCUGUGAUACAAAACCAAUCAUUACAAUAUCGAACAGGCCGUAUACUUAAUGAUAAUUUCCUCAUAUUGCCACAUUGUAUGUAUUCGUACGAUGAGAUAAAUGCGAAAAAAUACGAAAAUAGGGUUUCAACAGUUUUUUUUUUUAAAUACACAUUGAAUUUAAACGGGCUUCAGUUUUGUACAAAGUACAAUUUGCCGUAGAUUCUAAGUAGUUAGGGAAAAUCGAAAAAAAAAAAACGUGUUAAAUUUUCGCAUGUAAGGGCUGAUGCGUGAAUGUGUUUGAUAAAUCCAUUUCUGCAGUACGCAACGGGCUCGCCUGUAGCGGAUGUUACUAUUCAUACCAAAUAAUUAUAUGUUUCAUGGCGAUGGUAUCGAUUUUAACAUUCCGUUAGGUUUCUUAUCGUAGUGCAUUUAGAAGGCCACUUACUGCUUCUUUAUUCCUAGUCAUUACAAGUGCAACCAGUUGAGAUUUUUUGAAAGAGGAUAAUUAUUUUAUUGAUAAAUUGUGGGAGUCUUGCGGUGUCAUUGUAUUAUAUUUUGUUGAGUCGUCGCCGCGGGGCUCCGUCUCGUGUUAAUCUUUUAUUAUAAAUUCAACUGCAAUAAUUGGUCUUAGGUUACAACGGUCAGUGCCAAAUAACUUCAAUUUUAAGUUGACAUUCGUUUGUAUUAUUUAUUAUUGUCGUGAGUGAAUGUAGCGUCUGUGUGUUAUAUUCCUGAUAUUUAGGAAUAAGUUGCAUUCAUAUUUAUUAUUAUAUUUACAUUUUAAGAUACAAUUAUAGAAUAUAUUAUAGACGAAUGUUUAUCAAGGCUAAGUGACUUUUAUAUAUUAUUAUUUUAGAUUCAGUUUUUAUCUACCGUUGAAAAGACAGCGUUUUAGUUUUCUUUUAAAUGGCUAUUAUUAUUCCUUUUAUGUAAAUUUUUAGUCACAUUUUACUGAGAGUAUUCAAUUUGUUGUUAUUUUUGUUUGACGAAUUCUUUGAAUUGAUUAGUUGACGGAAAAUCUCCGAUGUUGAGAUAUUCGACACAAGAAUAAUCUCGAACGAUUACGCAUUAUACAAAUACCAAAUAGAAGCUAAUAACAGUUGAUUUGAAA